This is a messenger RNA of Acipenser ruthenus (sterlet), 6267 nucleotides long. RefSeq names its product protein argonaute-4. The record is from RefSeq and is a predicted model, not a curated record. Bases 213 to 2837 code for a protein of 874 amino acids. Gene Ontology annotation, molecular function: RNA binding; protein binding. NCBI's taxonomy places the organism in Eukaryota, Metazoa, Chordata, Actinopteri, Acipenseriformes, Acipenseridae. The transcript is spliced from 18 exons.
UGACACGCCCGGUCGCGCAGGCGCAGUGCUGCACGGACGUUCACAACGCGCAUGCGCUCCCCUGCGCUUCAGAUCGCCUUUAACUCAAACAGCGAGAGGAGCAACCCGAGUCUUUUAAAUUAGUCGCAUUCAGCUUCGCGAUACCGCCCCCAAUAUCAGUACCGGUACGGAGCCACCAGGCCGGGACAGAGACGGAGAGCGAGCCCUCGGCCAUGGAAGCGCUCGGACCCGGACCCCCUCCCGCCCCCAGCUCCCUGUUCCAGCCGCCCCGCAGGCCCGGAUUGGGUACGGUUGGGAAGCCGAUCCGCCUGCUGGCCAAUCACUUCCAGGUGCAGAUCCCGAAGAUCGACGUCUAUCACUAUGAGGUGGACAUCAAGCCGGAGAAGAGGCCGCGCCGGGUCAACAGGGAGGUGGUGGACACCAUGGUGCGGCACUUCAAGAUGCAGAUUUUCGGAGACACUCAGCCCGGGUACGACGGGAAGAAGAACAUGUACACGGCACAGCCGCUGCCUAUCGGCCGGGACAGGGUUGAUCUGGAGGUGACCCUGCCUGGCGAGGGGAAGGAUCAGACCUUCAAGGUGUCGAUCCAGUGGGUGUCAGUAGUGAGCCUGCAGAUGUUGCUGGAGGCACUGUCGGGGAACCUUGAGGUCCCGGAGGACUCUGUGCAGGCCCUCGACGUCAUCACCAGACACCUGCCGUCCAUGAGGUACACUCCAGUGGGGCGCUCCUUCUUCUCCCCUCCCGAGGGGUACUAUCACCCGCUGGGCGGGGGCAGGGAGGUGUGGUUUGGAUUCCACCAGUCCGUGCGGCCCGCCAUGUGGAAUAUGAUGCUGAACAUAGACGUGUCGGCGACGGCUUUCUACCGCGCCCAGCCCGUCAUCGAGUUCAUGUGUGAAGUGCUGGAUAUUCAGAACAUCAACGAGCAGACCAAGCCACUGACCGACUCUCAGCGCGUCAAGUUCACUAAAGAGAUCAGAGGCCUGAAGGUGGAGGUGACUCACUGUGGGCAGAUGAAGAGGAAAUACCGAGUGUGCAACGUGACCCGUCGGCCCGCCAGCCACCAGACGUUCCCUUUGCAGCUGGAGAACGGCCAGGCAAUGGAGUGCACGGUGGCUCAGUACUUCAAACAGAAGUACAGCCUGCAGCUCAAGUACCCGCACCUGCCCUGCCUGCAGGUGGGCCAGGAGCAGAAGCACACCUACCUGCCCCUGGAGGUGUGUAACAUCGUAGCGGGGCAGCGCUGUAUCAAGAAACUGACGGAUAAUCAGACUUCCACCAUGAUCAAAGCGACCGCGCGCUCUGCACCCGACAGGCAGGAGGAGAUCAGCAGGCUGGUGAAGAGUAACAGCAUGGUGGGCGGGCCAGACCCCUACCUGAAAGAGUUCGGCAUCGUGGUCCACAACGACAUGACCGAGGUGACAGGGCGGGUCCUCCCAGCGCCCAUGCUGCAGUACGGGGGCCGGGUGAGUACAGAGACUGGGAGGGACUGUGGCAGGAAUAAAACGGUGGCCACACCAAACCAGGGCGUGUGGGACAUGCGGGGGAAGCAGUUCUACGCUGGCAUCGAGAUCAAGGUGUGGGCUGUGGCCUGCUUCGCGCCGCAGAAACAGUGCAGAGAAGACCUGCUCAAGAGCUUCACUGACCAGCUGCGCAAGAUCUCCAAGGACGCGGGGAUGCCUAUCCAGGGCCAGCCCUGCUUCUGUAAAUAUGCGCAGGGUGCUGACAGCGUGGAGCCCAUGUUCAAGCACUUAAAGAUGUCCUACGUGGGCCUGCAGCUGAUCGUGGUGAUCCUGCCUGGAAAGACUCCAGUCUACGCGGAGGUGAAGCGUGUGGGAGACACUCUCCUGGGAAUGGCCACUCAGUGCGUUCAGGUGAAGAAUGUGGUGAAGACCUCCCCCCAGACCCUCUCCAACCUCUGCCUGAAAAUCAACGCCAAGCUGGGGGGCAUUAACAACGUCCUGGUCCCGCACCAGCGCCCCUCUGUGUUCCAGCAGCCCGUGAUCUUCCUGGGGGCGGACGUCACGCACCCCCCUGCUGGCGACGGGAAGAAGCCCUCGAUCGCAGCGGUGGUGGGCAGCAUGGACGGGCACCCCAGCCGCUACUGUGCCACGGUGAGGGUGCAGACGUCACGGCAGGACCUGUCCCAGGACCAGCUCUUCAGCCAGGAGGUGAUCCAGGACCUCACCAACAUGGUGCGGGAGCUGCUCAUCCAGUUCUACAAGUCGACCCGCUUCAAACCCACCAGGAUCAUCUACUACCGUGGGGGAGUGUCCGAGGGGCAGAUGAAACAGGUGGCCUGGCCGGAGCUGAUUGCCAUUCGGAAAGCCUGCAUCAGCCUGGAGGAGGACUACCGGCCCGGCAUCACCUACAUCGUGGUGCAGAAACGCCACCACACCCGGCUGUUCUGCAGUGACAAGAGCGAGAGGGUUGGGAAGAGUGGGAACGUUCCCGCUGGCACCACAGUGGACAGCACUAUCACCCACCCAUCUGAGUUUGACUUCUACUUGUGCAGCCACGCUGGGAUUCAGGGCACCAGCCGCCCCUCUCACUACCACGUGUUGUGGGAUGACAACUGCUUCACUGCGGACGAGCUGCAGCUCCUCACCUACCAGCUGUGCCACACGUACGUGCGCUGCACCCGCUCCGUCUCCAUCCCCGCGCCCGCUUACUACGCGAGGCUGGUGGCGUUCCGAGCGCGGUACCACCUGGUGGACAAGGACCACGACAGUGCCGAAGGCAGUCAUGUUUCUGGACAGAGUAAUGGCCGGGACCCCCUGGCCCUGGCGAAGGCUGUGCAGAUUCACUACGACACCCAGCACACCAUGUACUUCGCCUGAGACCUGCAGCUCAGCCCUCCGGCCAGCAGACGGCGCUGUCUCUCUAGCUCUCCAGCACACCACAGCAGUUUUGACGCCAGCAGACCUGGGCCCCCUGUCCAGUUCAAGCGGGCCGGGCCAUAUUUUUAAAUUUUUUUACAGACCGCUUCCUACCAGCAAUCCCAGGAUUCCACUGCGGCCGCACUGAGAGCCAGGUUCUAAUGCACGGGCACACACUGAGCCACUGGAUCUUUACUGGACACUGAUCUCCGAUCGGAAGCACUAGACAGGACGGACUUUCUCUUCACCGCUACCAGGAGUUUAUAUUUUUACCUCAAGGCGUGACGGACCCCCGGGUCCUGAGAUUUUAAACAAGGGUUUGCAUGAAAUGUUUUUAAUGUCGUCGUUGCGUAUUUCAAGUCUCUGCAUUUUUAAAAUGUCUUUGAACUCUUCCCUUUCUUUGUGUUUGUAAACGAGGUGUCCUUGGUGCGAGUUUCCCUUCCCUUUCUCUCCCAUGUUGUUGUGUGAGUGAUCGCGUGCGUGUGCGUGUGCGUGCGUGUGUGUUUUGAGUACAGACAUGUUAUUACGUCUGUUGCAGGACAGGCUACAGAAUCGUAAAGGGAAACGUAAGGAAUUGAACUGCUGUAAAUGCCUCAUGUGUUUUCUCUUUCUUUUAUAACUAAGACAAUUUUUCCAGGCUUCUUGAAGCCAGCGUUGUGUGUAGCAGUGUCUCUGUUCUGCCCUCGUACCCGAGCCCUUGGCAUUCUUUCAUUUGGGGUGGAUUGGGGGCACUUUCUCUGUUCUCAGGUCAGCCAAAAAUAUGGCAGGUCCAUAUAGCAGCCAUAUAGACUGUGCAGACGCAGCUUUUCAGCAUCCCAACAGCACUCUGGCUUCAUCCUCCGAGCGGAUUACUCAUUUAUACAGUCAGGCUUUUAAUGUGAUUUCAGUUGUCUGAUGGAUUGUGCAGCUUGGCUGGUGAGGGAUAGGGUCAGGGUGAGGGUGAGGGGUGAGGUGAGCGUUUGGGUUUGGGUUUGGGUGAGGGACUCGAGUCCUGUCUGCCCCAGGACUGUAUCUUAUGAUUUUCAGUUGGCUGGUGGAUUGUCUCCCAGCCUCAUUCUCCAGCUUUGUAAUCGCUGUUUCUUACAGGAGAUUGCCUCUUCAUUGCAGGAGCUUCACAGUUGAACUCUUUCAUUAGUUUGAUGUUUGUUGUUUAGUCUGUUCAUGACAUCUGUAACACAGGGCAUUGAGGAGAAGCACUCUGGGGCUAAUAAUACAAUUUAGCUUCUCCAUCUUUGAAGUAAAAUACCCCAAAUCUCUUCGGACUUCACUAGAACUGACGGGCCAGGCUGCUGUCGUGUGUGUGUGAGCGAGUGAUGGAGUAGCCAGAGCUGCUGUUGAGAGCUCAGCCCUCUUCAGCGGAGGGGCUCGCAGGCCAGGGAGAGUCAUGGAGAGAGCAGAGAGGACUAGAACACGGGCUGGGGCUGCAGCAUUCAAACCGAGGGCUUAGACUAGGGGGCAAGGACAAUCUGCAGGUUAGGGGCAACGAGUUCUUUAAUUUGAGACAAUGUAUAGUAUUUAUAUCAAAUAUAUGUAUAUACACAGUAUGUGUGUCUGUGGUGUGUUUGAAAUUAUUAUAACAUCCAGUAAAAAAAAAAAAAAAAAAAAGCUAAGCACUGCCCCACAGCAGCAGCAGUUACUGAGCGACGCAGCUGCAUGCUUUUAACAGGAGCGACUUCAUAUUCAACCACUGGAUAAUAAACCGUGUGUGAAGCUGCGGGUUUGAACUGGACCUGUGCGUGCGUGUGUGUGUGUGUGUGCGUGUGUGUGUGUGCGUGUGCUCGCGCACGCAGGAGAGUCACAGAGGCUCUGGUGGGGAUAUACAUGCAAUAAGGAGGAUUGUGGAUAAUUGAGAGUGAUUUCAGUAAAGGAUGAUCUAUUUAAAUAGGAAAGUGCUGCUGAAUUUGCAUCCAUUUCUCUCUUUUUUUGUGGAGAGCUGUUUGAAAAUGCAGUGCUCAGUCUAAAGGGUCGUUUAAAACCGGCAGAAAAUGGUGUAACAGCGACACCUUGUGGAUAAAGUUGGUUAGUACAAGUAAAUUCAGCAGCAGAGAAUUCUCCUGAUUUGAAAACUGCAAUACUCAAUGAAGCUGAAAGUAGCGAUAGAAUGGAGGGGGGGGGGGGGGGUCCAUUGUGGGCAAUACAACUUUUCCAGUUUUACAGAUUUUUAUCGUUGCGAAGCAAUAUUAAAGUAAAAUAAUGAAGCUAUAAUUCUUCUCUUGGGAGUGGCUGUUUAAAGGACUCUUGGGUUUUGUGCUGCAGUUGCUUGUUUUGCUCGUAUCAAUCAGUGGGAAAUGUGCAUUUUGUAGGAGUAGCUUGUAGGCUUUUCAGAACAAACUCUCUGCUCUCGCAUGCCACCAUUUUGUUACGUAAUAAGUUUUAAUCUCACUUUGUAAAUGUUUGUUUGUAGUUCACAACUGUUGUAGCCGAGCAAUACGAGAAGGUGCUGCAGUUCAGUGAUGCAAGGUGCAGCACAAAGGGCAGAUCCAGGAGCCAGCCACGGGAAGCUAUUCACUGUGGAAAAGCCAGCCUUUUACCAGAGCCAAACGAGGUACUUCAGACGCACUCUGUGACGCUGGGCUUAUUUUCUAUAAAACGUACGCUGGGUAGCUUCUUGUGGAGCAGUGGCUCCAGUUUCUGCCCGUGUUCCUUCCUGUUUCUUUGUGGCUGGCACCAAAUCUGAAACCCUUGACAGAGCCCUGCGCGGGGGAAGCCUCUGGCUGCAGAGCCCUGCGCGGGGGGAGCCUCUGGCUGCAGAGCCCUGCGAGGGGGGAGCCUCUGGCUGCAGAGCCCUGCGCGGGGGGAGCCUCUGGCUGCAGAGCCCUGCGCGGGGGGAGCCUCUGGCUGCAGAGCCCUGCGCGGGGGAAGCCUCUGGCUGCAGAGCCCUGCGCGGGGGGAGCCUCUGGCUGCAGAGCCCUGCGCGGGGGGAGCCUCUGGCUGCAGAGCCCUGCGGGGGGGAAGCCUCUGGCUGCAGAGCCCUGCGUGGGGGAAGCCUCUGACUGUAGAGGGCGUGUCACCUGGUCCACAAGUUUGUGCUGCAAAAGUUCCAAAUUCCACAAUCUUACUAUUAAAUGAGUUAGUUUGCUACAUAUUUGAUAAGUUUCUUGUAAUUGUAUUUGUUCCUAUGCUGAUGUUUUAGAUCUGUAUUGUUUCGUAGUGUUCUGAAUGGGUUUCUUUGUUUGACUGUGGCUGUGAGUGUGUGUCCAGUAGCAACAUGAGGGGCUCUCUGUCCCUGACCCGGUGGGAAGGCGUCACGCCCGCUCACUUCAACAAGGGGCCCACCAUUGCUGCAUUGCUAUGUGAAUCUCUGUGUUUUUUUCUCUUUUAUAGCCUGCAGGGAUUAUAUUUUAUUUGUGUUCAUGUGAAAAGUAAUAAAGUGGUAUUUUAUGCCUCGUGA